UGGGGAGCAGGCAUUGGAUUAGCAGCAUCAAUCAAGUGGCGUGGCCAUUUUGCUGUCCGUUGAUAAGGCCGCUCGGUCCAAGUAUUGGUAAUACCGACCGAUUUCCCUGCUUCUGCUCAGCUCGGCUUUUUUCGAAUUACAUUGGAGAAAUCGAAGUUUGCCGAUUUCUUUGGAUGUAAGGUACCCAUAUCAACAAAUUACUGCGUGGACACGCCUCCUGCGCGCUUAAUACUUGUCUGGAUUUUUUAACCACCUAAAAGAGGGUCUUUAGUAUUUUUACACUACACGUUUUACGUUUUACAUUGAGCCAUCGGUUUGUAGAAUGGUAUUGAGUUAUUUGUAAUACCUAAAGUUGCAAAAGAUUAGAAAAAUGGAGCUUGACAAAAAGGUAAUUGAAAUAUUAGAAAAAGCUAGUGAAGGGCAGGAAAUCAUCUUGGAGCAAGAAGGAGAUGAGGAUGGUGAAGUAGUUGAGGAAAUUGUUGAAAUUGUUGAAGAGCUUCUAGUAGAAGAAGAGGAAAAUAACGAGGACCAAGGUGAAACGAUUGAACAAAUUGAAAGAGAAAUUCAAGAAGGCCUUCAAGAAAAACAGGCUACAGAAACAACUAAUGGAGAAUAUUUACAGGAAGAUACAAGCAAAGUAUUAGCUGGAAAGCAAGUAGUGUAUGCCAGUCACAUAAUUAAAAAAGAAAAAGGUGUAGUACAUUAUGAUGCUUCAGCCGACUGGGAGGAUGAGUAUGAACAGGAAGAACAAAAUAAUGAAGUUGAAAAUCCAGAAGAUCAAUCAGCUGGCCCUGAAGAGGCAUAUGCCUAUGAAUCAUACAAUAAUGGGGAUGUGAGUGAAAUCAUAGCAGCUGAUGAAAGAACACGGGAAAGUUCUUAUCCACAAGGUAAUUAUGACGCAAGUAUGAAUCAAGACAACAGUAUGAGUUUGGAUGGCAGUCAGCAUGAAGUUGUUCAAAAUGCAGAGAAUAAUCUAGUUUAUACCGUGCUAAGCGCCAAAAAACAGGCAAAAUCCUCUGAAGAUAAUAUAUCGAAUGUAGAAUAUGUUCAGGUGCAAAGAUACAGAAACGAUGAUGCGCAAGAUGAUGGAGCAAUUUAUUAUACUGUUAAUGAUGGUGAUGGUACAUAUGUACAGGCAAUUGAAGGAGAGCAGUAUCAGUAUGAUGAAAGUGAAGAACCAAUGGAACAAGAUAACCAAGAGUGGGAAGCUGCAAAUCAAACUGAUGAAGUUCAACAGGAAGCAGAAGAACAAGAUCAGAUUUUCUUACAUGAAGAUGAGGAUGGUCAAUUAUAUUUCAAAAACGAACAUGGCCAACUGCAGCCUGUUUAUUUGACCCCUGACGGUAAUUACGCCAUUGCAGAAAAUAGUAGUGAUGAGCAAGAAAGUCAAGACGAUCCGACCCAAAUUCAGGAAGAUCAGCAGAUUGAAGCAGAUAACUGUGUAAUCCCUGAAGAACAACCUAAAUCUUUUAACACGAAAAAACGUGGGCAUCCAGAUGACGACGAUAACACAGUUACAAUAUCAUUGAUUAUAUCUGAAGAUGAACAUGGCCAAAAACGAACACAAGUCAUAAUACCGAGCCCUGCCGAAGCAAAGUGCAACAUUUGCAAUAAAACGUUCAAGACUUCGUUGCAGCUCCUCAGGCACAAUAGACUGAAACAUGCUCGUGAAGAAGACAUAACUACAAGGAACUUUCCUUGUGACUUGUGCCCUAAGAGAUUUGCUGAUCAAAAUUCCUUGGCUCGUCAUCGUAGGACUCACAGUGAAGGACGAUUGUUCCAAUGUCUCGAGUGUCACGAGUCCUUUCCGACAGCUAAUACUCUUAGAAAGCAUUUAGCUAUACACAAUCCAGAUUCCCUUCCUAUGCCCUGCAUUUACUGUGGUCGUAAAUUCUUAGAUAAGGCUAGUCUGAUGAAACACGAGCAAUCGCAUUUGGCUGGCGAAAAAAGGACUCACGUUUGUGACAUUUGUCAGAAAAACUUUUCAAACCUCAAUGACUUGAAUGUCCAUAAAAAGAACCAUGAUCCUGACAGAAAAUUUGAUUGUGAAGUUUGUGGGCGAGAAUUUAAUCGAUUGAAUAAUCUGCAGCGGCACAUGAUGGUACACCAGCAAGGAAAACAAGGAGAGAGUGAAGAGGUUCUCUCGUGUAAUAUUUGUGGCAUAACAUAUAAAUUUUCGAGCUCCUUGACCAGACACAUGGUAACGACGCAUAUGAACCCAGAAAGACGUCGCCAGCAGGCGGAAGAGCAACGACGAAAGCGUGACAACAAUUACCGGCGCUACAUGGAAAAUCAUAAUAAAUUUGAAGUCGUUUCACGCAAAUAAACAAUGAGAUGUAAGCAUGUGUGAGAGCGAGAUAAUUAAUUGACAUAUGAAGAAAAAGUGACAAAUAAAAAGGAUUUGUCAAUAAAUAGCUCUGCAAAAUUUUUUUAGAUUAUUCAAGUAUUUAUAUAAAUAGAAAUUUACAAAUAUGUGUAUUUUACGAAAAAAGAACAAAAAAAAAAAAAAUGAAAAAUUUGACAAAAACUUGAUGAAUAUGUGAUUUAAGCUCUUUCAUCUAGCAAUCAGUACACGUGAAAUUCCAUUACCGUUUAAAAUUAUGUAAUUUUUUAAUAAUGCAAGGUUUUACUCAAUGUAUAGAUGUCAAAGUUUGUAAAAAUAUCAUUU
Messenger RNA from Copidosoma floridanum, 2668 nucleotides. RefSeq lists its product as uncharacterized. NCBI's taxonomy places the organism in Eukaryota, Metazoa, Arthropoda, Insecta, Hymenoptera, Encyrtidae. The record is from RefSeq and is a predicted model, not a curated record.